AGUACCAGACUCCCUAGGCAGACAAGCUCAUGCAAUUCCCCCAUCCAACGCCAAGGGGCACCUUCUCCCUCCGCUGUGUAUCUGGAACGGCUUGCUCUUUCCAGUUGCACAAAGAGCCCGGCCUCCUCCGGGGUGACAUCACAAAGGGCCGGUUCCCCGCCCCUUCGGCGCCACCACGUGUGUCCCCGAGCUGAGCGGCCACCCGACUCAGUCUCUUGCCGGCCGGUCAGAGCAGCGGAGGAGCAGCCGGGUGGUUAGUAGUGGCUUCGCUAUGGGAAGUCGUUCCUUUGCUCUGUCGCCGCCAGCCCUCCUCCCCGGUUCCCCGCAGCCACUGUCGGUGGAGAGCAUCGGGAGGCGCCGGCUGCACGCGCGGAUGCUGGUCGCCGCCCGGGCGCCCGCGCCCCUGGGCAGGUGCUGAGUGCCUUCCCGAGCCUUCCUCGCCGCUUCGCUCCUCCGCCCGGCCGCCCAGCAGCCGCAGUGCACAUGGGCUGCUGGAGGUAGAUGGGCUCCGCGCCCAGGAGGAGACGGUGGAUGAGGCGCUGGGCAGCAGCAGCCGCCGAUACCAGCUGCCGUGGGGCCGCGCGCCCCGGGCGCCCGUGCGAGCCCCGGGCUCGGCCAUGGGGACCUCCGCGAGCAGCAGCACCACCCGCGCCUCCUGCAGCCGCAUCGCCGGCCACGUCGGAGCCACGAUGAUCGCCGGCUCCGUUCUUUUGCUUGGAUUCCUCAGCAUCACCACAGCUCAGCCAGAACAAAAGGCUCCGAGUCUCACUGGCACAUACCGCCAUGUUGACCAUGCCACUGGCCAGGUGCUAACCUGUGACAAGUGUCCGGCAGGAACAUAUGUCUCCGAGCAUUGUACCAACACAAGCCUGCGUGUUUGCAGCAGUUGUCCUGCGGGGACCUUCACCAGGCAUGAGAAUGGCAUAGAGAGAUGCCAUGACUGUAGCCAGCCAUGCCCAUGGCCAAUGGUUGAGCGAUUACCCUGUGCUGCCUUGACUGACCGAGAAUGCACUUGCCCACCCGGAAUGUUCCAGUCUAAUGGUACCUGCGUCCCCCACACAGUAUGUCCUGUGGGCUGGGGUGUGCGGAAGAAAGGGACGGAGAACGAGGACGUUCGGUGUAAGCAGUGCGCUCGGGGUACUUUCUCUGAUGUGCCUUCAAGUGUGAUGAGAUGCAAAGCAUACACAGACUGUCUGAGUCAGAACCUGGUGGUGAUCAAGCCCGGGACCAGGGAGACAGACAAUGUCUGUGGCACACGCCUGUCCUCCAGCACGACCCCGCCUUCCCCUGGCACAGCUAUCUUUUCUCACCCUGAGCACAUGGAUUCCCUCGAAGUCCCUUCCUCCACCUAUGUGCCCCAAGGCAUGAACUCAACAGAAUCCAACUCUUCUGCCUCUGUUAGACCAAAGGUACCAAGUGGCAUCCAAGAAGGGACAGUCCCCGACAACACAAGCUCAGCAAGCGGGGAGGAAGGUGUGAAUAAAACCCUCCCAAGCCUCCAGGUAGCCACCCACCAGCAAGGCCCUCACCACAGACACAUCCUGAAGCUGCUGCCGUCAUCGGCCAUGGAGGCCACCGGGAGCGAGAAGUCCAGCACGGCCAUCAAGACCCCCAAGAGGGGCCAUCCCAGGCCCAACCUGCACAAGCAUUUUGACAUCAACGAACAUCUGCCCUGGAUGAUUGUGCUUUUCCUGCUGCUGGUACUUGUGGUGAUCGUGGUGUGUAGCAUCAGGAAAAGCUCCAGGACUCUCAAAAAGGGACCCCGGCAGGAUCCCAGUGCUAUUGUGGAGAAGGCAGGGCUGAAGAAAUCCCUGACUCCAACCCAGAACCGGGAGAAGUGGAUCUACUACUGCAACGGCCAUGGUAUUGACAUCUUGAAGCUUGUAGCAGCCCAGGUGGGAAGCCAGUGGAAAGACAUCUAUCAGUUUCUUUGCAACGCCAGCGAGAGGGAGGUGGCUGCUUUCUCCAAUGGAUACACAGCAGACCAUGAGCGUGCUUACGCAGCCCUGCAGCACUGGACCAUCCGGGGCCCUGAGGCCAGCCUGGCCCAGCUAAUCAGUGCCCUACGCCAGCACCGACGUAACGAUGUAGUAGAGAAGAUCCGUGGGCUGAUGGAAGAUACUACACAGUUGGAAGCUGACAAACUGGCUCUCCCCAUGAGUCCCAGUCCGCUUAGCCCGAGCCCCAUUCCCAGUCCCAACGUGAAACUUGAGAAUUCUACUACUCUCCUGACGGUGGAGCCUUCCCCUCUGGACAAGAGCAAGGGCUUCUUCGUGGAUGAGUCGGAGCCCCUUCUGCGCUGCGACUCCACAUCCAGUGGCUCGUCGGCACUGAGCAGGACUGGCUCCUUUAUUACCAAAGAAAAGAAGGACACGGUGUUGCGGCAGGUCCGCCUGGACCCCUGUGACUUGCAGCCCAUCUUUGAUGACAUGCUGCACAUCCUGAAUCCUGAGGAGCUGCGGGUGAUUGAAGAGAUUCCCCAGGCUGAGGACAAACUGGACCGGCUCUUUGAGAUCAUUGGAGUAAAGAGCCAAGAAGCCAGCCAGACCCUCCUGGACUCUGUGUACAGCCAUCUUCCUGACCUGUUGUAGAGCCCAGAGACACCGCAUUCUGGAAAUCAACCUACUGGCAGGGUGGUUUUAUUUUGUUUCUAAUUUUUGUUUUUUUGGUGUGUGUGUGUGUGUGUGUGUGUGUGUGUAACAGUAUAUGGCCAGUGCUGAGUUCUUUAUUUUUUUUUUGUCUUUGUUUUUCCCUCUUCUCAGAAAUUACUUUAUAAACCUUAAGGUGUAGCUGUUGCAAAAUACCCACCACUAAAGUUUUUUUAAGUUCCACAUUUUUUCUAUUUUGCCUUCUUACAUGUUUUCAAAAUUGUUCUGUGCACUUUAACUUAGUGGAAAUGCAGUGUGACUUUCUGCACACACUGGAUUUUGAGACUCUUCUUUAAAGCAUAAUAAUAUCUUGUGAAUUCUAUACACAGACUGUCUUUCAUACCCACACCUACUUUUAAAAAAAUAUUAUUUACUCUUUGAAUUAUUGUUUGUCCUUUAAAGUGUUCUUCUUGAGGAUUACGAAAAUUUAAGUUGAGUGACUGUAAUGCAAUUAGUCUGAGUUAUCCUUUCAAUGUCUUGUAUAGUUCAUAUUCGUGGCUGAAACUUGACCACACUAUUGCUGAUUGUAUGGUUUUCACCUGGACCCUGUAGACUGCUUGAUUACAUGUGCUCAUCUUAGCGCUAAUAUGCUCUGGGCUGGAGAAAUAAAACCUUCAAGCCAUCAGGACUUGCUUUCAGUGGCUUGACAGCUGGGCCACCAAAGAACUUGAACUUCAUCUUUUAGUGACCGAGCUGCUCCGGAACAUUUCUGCUGCACUUUGGAAAGCCAGCUUUGUGUGCCAGGGGCACCUUUUCCAUAGAAAAUUUACCCAGCUUUGCUUUAAAAGAUGUCUUGGUUGUUUUCUACACACAGUCAAUAGGUCCAGUUUACCCUCCAGGCCUUGCUGGGUCUCCAUCAGUCACUUUAAUUAAAAAUGGCUGCAGCUGUAAGAACUUUUGUCUGAUAUAUUUGCAACUAUGCUCUCAUUUAUAAACCUGCCCUCUAAUGCUCAAUUGCCAGACUCUGAUGCAAAGGUUGGGUGGACUCCCUUUGUGUGGGUGGGGUGGGUGGGUAGUGGAGAGGGACUGAUAUCAGAAAAAUGCCUUCAAGUAUACUAAUUUAUUAAUAAAUAUUAGGUGUUUGUUA
This is a messenger RNA of Nannospalax galili (Upper Galilee mountains blind mole rat), 3735 nucleotides long. It is a transcript of the gene Tnfrsf21, whose product is annotated as TNF receptor superfamily member 21. The transcript is spliced from 6 exons. NCBI's taxonomy places the organism in Eukaryota, Metazoa, Chordata, Mammalia, Rodentia, Spalacidae. The coding region runs from base 618 to 2591 and encodes 657 amino acids. Gene Ontology annotation, molecular function: protein binding. Gene Ontology annotation, biological process: oligodendrocyte apoptotic process; signal transduction; negative regulation of B cell proliferation. The record is from RefSeq and is a predicted model, not a curated record.